Molecule: messenger RNA, 1845 nt
Organism: Uloborus diversus
Lineage: Eukaryota; Metazoa; Arthropoda; Arachnida; Araneae; Uloboridae
Exons: 9
Coding region: 107-1477 (456 amino acids)
Source: RefSeq, a predicted model, not a curated record
GCUGGUGCGAACCGAGCAUUCGGUCCGUAGGAGAGCCGAGGAGUGAGUUGUGCGCGACUGCGUUCGAUGUUCGCGAGUUUGUUUUGUUUUCACCUAUGGAUGUGUAAUGCAAAUGUAUGGAAAUCUCGUGCAAGUUUGUUUCUGCAGUUGGGAUUCUAGUAUGGAUAUCCCAGCUAGCGAUUCUUUCUCGAGCCCGUUAAAGACAGGAUUUCUCGAGAAGCUGAUUGGCAGAGGCUGGCUCUACUCUGGAUCUUGGAAGAAGCGGUACUGCGUUCUCGAUGGAUCCAAGUUUUAUUUCUACGAAAAUGAGCACUGCAAGGGCUACGAAAAGACGUGCGGCGUCAUCAAUUUGGAUUAUUACGACGUCUGUGAAGAGAACAGCGUAAAGGACAAGAAAAACCCACAUGUCUUCCUGAUUGGAACUUCAGUUAGAGGUUUCUUUGACAACAGGCAUCAGUUCGCUACGGAAUCUGUAGACGAGCUUCGACACUGGAUCGAGGCUAUUCAAGGAGCCAUAGCAGAAGCGAGGCUAAACCGUCGGAAGCCCGCGAGGAAGCAACAUCAGCAACAACACCAGCGCCCCCUCGUAGAGGGAAAGUCACCAGACCUAAGUAACUCCUCACAGGAGGAGUCGGAGGGAGCCAGUACGACAUGUUUGGUCAACGCCACCAAAGACAGGGUCAAGGGACCCCAAGGCCGGAGAUUACCACAGAGGAAGUCCAUGAUGCCUACGGCUCGGACGACAGAAGAAACCACCGAUAUGCGCCAAAGAUCCAUCAGUCUAUCUAGUCCAGAGACGAGUGAGGACAUACCAGAAGAGCCUAACGAACGUCUACAGACCUCUACCAGUGAAAACAAAUGGCUAAGUCUAUCUAUGGAAGAAGUGGACCGAGAGCGAGACCCCACCCCAGGUCAACGCAGUAACUCUGCCUUCGACCUACCUCAAGAGCACGCCACGCCCCUUGAAAACGGAGGAAUUCUUAAAAUGAGGUGUGGCCUGCCCCGGAUGGGCGGCAACCUCUUGGGCCAACAUGCCGCCCUUGCCAGAGAGUUGGAGAUGAAACUCAAAGCUGGGAGGAUACCUGGACCAAAGAGGCCUCUCUCACCGGAAGGCAAAGACGGAGAAGAGGAACAACACAUCGAUGCAGAAACAGUAACAUUGGAGGAUCUGUCUUCUCGAGUAGAAUCGACGAAGGACACGCUCAACCAAUUAGAAGAGAGACUCGGUCAUCUGACCAAUCGCGUGGAGACGACCAAUGAGAAAAACGAAAAGGCCAAAUCCGAGGUCGGUGAUAUCCUCCUGCAAGUAACAGUUAUCCUGAAAGAAGCUGAAAGGAUCAAUGCAGAAAGCAAACGCACUUUGAACGAAAUUCAGAAAUCCAAACUGGAACACCAAGGACUUGCACAGACAUGCAAGGAGUGCAAAGCAGCCAUUGCUAAAUCCAAAGAAGAACAAGAGCUGCAAAAGGAAACGUAGAAAUCCCAGGGAUUGCUGACAAGAUUUACCUACUGUUACAUUGCGGAAUCCCUCGAAUGUUACGUAUUAUACAAAAGUCAGGUUUAGAGAUACCUCAUUCACUCUUUGUUUUUCAAGUCGCGAUAUUGAAGAAAAUAAGCCAAAGGUAACACAGUAUUUCACGAUACCAAACACUAGUACAGUCAUUCACUCAUUCUGGGUAACUCGAGUUGCAAUUCUGCUAUUUUUAACUGCCCCACUCAUUGUUUGAUAGAGUUUUGUUGUAUUGGUAAAAAUAGAAGAAACUCUUGAGUACAGCCAGGCCCGUCACUUACCGAGGUCAGGGUGGUCAAUCGCUCUCCCUGGCAGCAAAUAUAUUUACAUGUAAA